This is a messenger RNA of Desarmillaria tabescens, 573 nucleotides long. RefSeq lists its product as uncharacterized. The record is from RefSeq and is a predicted model, not a curated record. The coding region runs from base 1 to 573 and encodes 190 amino acids. Gene Ontology annotation, molecular function: serine-type endopeptidase activity. Gene Ontology annotation, cellular component: membrane; signal peptidase complex. NCBI's taxonomy places the organism in Eukaryota, Fungi, Basidiomycota, Agaricomycetes, Agaricales, Physalacriaceae. The transcript is spliced from 6 exons.
AUGUUUACUGAAGAGCUGAAAGCCUUUCGAAGGCUUGGAUUUCGCCAUGUCCUCCUGCAAUGCCUCAAUUUCGCGACUGUCAUUGCCUCGGGGCUCAUGAUAUGGAAGGGUUUGGGACUAGUAACAAACUCAGAAUCACCUAUUGUCGUAGUGUUAAGCGGUUCGAUGGAACCAGCCUUCUACCGCGGCGACCUACUUUUCCUUACCAACCCUGCGCACGAGAGAUACCAUACGGGAGAUAUCACUGUUUACAAGAUUCCUGGAGCCGAUAUUCCGAUCGUUCACCGGGUACUGGAGACGCAUGAUUUUCCGCUGACGGAUAACUCUACACUGAUUUGGGGUAUGUCUAGUUUGGCGAAACAGUAUUUGCUUACCAAGGGAGAUAAUAAUUAUGUGGACGAUAUCGAUUUGUAUCAAGGGUUAGAGUGGUUGGAGAGGAAGCAUAUUGUGGGAAAGGUUAGAGGGUUCCUACCGUAUAUUGGAUACGUCACGAUAGCAAUGAAUGAUUUUCCUCAGCUCAAAUAUGCCCUCCUAGGAGGACUUGGGCUGUUGGCGCUAAUACAGCGAGAAUAG